Molecule: messenger RNA, 1362 nt
Organism: Spathaspora passalidarum NRRL Y-27907
Lineage: Eukaryota; Fungi; Ascomycota; Pichiomycetes; Serinales; Debaryomycetaceae
Exons: 1
Coding region: 1-1362 (453 amino acids)
Biological process (GO): division septum assembly
Cellular component (GO): division septum
Source: RefSeq, a predicted model, not a curated record
AUGAGUCCCCUUAAACCUGUCAUUUCACCAGUGAUGGUGACAUUAGAACCAUCAGCCACAUCAAUAGUCCAUGGUUGUCCCGGUGUACCGCGUAGUAUCCCGCGGAUCGAAACCGUAAUUCACAUCAGAUCACUUACGGGCGCACCAUUUGACGUUCGAAGUGUGGGAAUCGCCAUGAGCACGGUGCAGAAAGUUUCAAUGCCCACGAAGUUCGGCACCAAUGAUUCAGUCAAGGAUUUUAAAUGGUUUGAAAACCCGCUAUGUUAUCGCCCCCCUGUGGGUGAGUUCUACCUGAAGCUUAUUGGAAUCGAUAUCCCGAUCUUGAUUCCAUUGCCGCGAGAUGUGGUCAGUAGCGGGUAUGUACCGAGUUGUAACGCCAGCACUGUGCAUAAAUUAAGUGUCAAAGUGUCCUGUGGUAAGACAGCGGAGACCGAAACUAAUUUCGUAGAGAGCUUCCCCAUUGCCAUAAAGUGUUAUGAUACACUUCCCUUGUACCGACAAUACAAUGAACCAGUAUUGUAUCAAAUGGUGACGAAUGAUAAUCAAGUGAUUGUGGAAUGUAAAUUGCCCGUGAGUUCCAUUGGACCCGGUGAUAAUAUCAACUUGGAAUGUAAUGUUAGAACAAAUACGGCGAAUAAUAGACUACAUAAACAUAUACAGCUAAAACAAUUGACGUUGCAAUUAAAGGAGAUUAUAGAGUGUUAUGAUGCUGGGUUGCCACCUAAGAAGGAAUUCAAACUAGUUUCCACCACUCAAGUAUUUAAGAAUCAAGAAAUCCAUGCCCUGCCAUUCAACCACAAUUUCCAGAUAAAGUUUCCCUACGAGAACGAUUACUUGUCGUUAUUUUCCCAGCCGGAAAUUCCCCUUGAUCCCCAGUUGGAAGACGACUGCUCCACCACGGUGAUUGAAUCGUACAACAUAUGUAAAGUCAGACAACUCGACAAACUAGAAGAAGGAAUUCCCUUGACACACAUCCAGGGAUUCACCAAAGUGGGGAAAUUCUACUCAAUCAGAUAUGAACUCAUAGUCAAAGCCAAGUUUAGCCAUGCCAAAGAUGUGAAUGUGAACAUACCGAUCACUGUCAGUCCCUACGAUCGAGACUGUUCUGAGUAUCUUCUCCAAUGGAUCUUAUACGAAUGCGACGUUGCCAAACAAACAUACGGUAAACAGCUAGUGGAGGAGUAUUGUGCAUUAGGGGACAGAUACGACUAUGUCGUUAGUUUAAUGUCACGGUUUGUGGAUGCUCCUACUUGCUAUCGAUAUAGCAUAGAUGAAUGGAAGCAUUUGGGAUAUAAUAUGGAUGCCAUAGGUGUGGCUAAUGGUAUAGAUGGGACUCAGUCAUUAGUAGGGUAUAUUGAUUAA